Molecule: messenger RNA, 779 nt
Organism: Cercospora beticola
Lineage: Eukaryota; Fungi; Ascomycota; Dothideomycetes; Mycosphaerellales; Mycosphaerellaceae
Gene: TIM10
Product: Tim10/DDP family zinc finger protein
Biological process (GO): protein insertion into mitochondrial inner membrane
Cellular component (GO): mitochondrial inner membrane
Source: RefSeq, a predicted model, not a curated record
CAUCCAUCUCCGGUAACACUUGUACGACAUCAACAACGAGCUCUGCCAUUCCAUCCGAUCAAUCGCUAGCAGUCAAAAUACCGGAGUCGCAAACAUGUCUUUCCUCGGAUUCGGUGGCCGACCGCAGCCUUCAUCGACGGAGAAGAUUGCAGCUGCAGAGGCAGAGAUUGAGAUGGUCGGCAACAUGUUCAACCAGCUCGUCGACACAUGCACAAAGAAGUGCAUCCCCAACAACUACCGCGAAGGCGAACUGAACAAGGGCGAAUCCGUCUGCCUCGAUCGAUGCGUCGCGAAGUUCUUCGAGGUCAACAUCAAGGUGUCAGAGAAGAUGCAAGGAGAGGCGCAGGCGAGACAAGGAGGUGGUGGAUUCAUGAGGUAGAGCAAGAGUACUCAGCGGAUGAUGGAAGAGACCCCAGGGGCUGCGAACGGGAAUGCAUUGCAUUGAAAGCGCUUGCGUUUGAUGGCGCAAUGCGGCCGACGCGACUUCGUGCGGUAAUGUAGUUUCCGCGGAGUCGGAUGCCAUUGGUAUUGGAGACUGGGCGCAAUGGGAUGCGUUCAUGUACAACAGGCUUUGGCGUGGAAGGCACGCAGGCAGUAAAGCAUUCGGCGAGGGCAAGGCGAUGGCUCGGAGCAGAGAUUGCGAUGCACAUAUACCAUGAGGCGGUCCGUGUCGGACGCGGAAAGAAACCCAGCUUUUACAAUCGAAAUUCCUUUGGGCAACACCAACCCUAGACCUGGUCAUCACAUUAUGGUGCGAAGCAAACAUUUGAGGGACAUAG